Molecule: messenger RNA, 7577 nt
Organism: Amoebophrya sp. A120
Lineage: Eukaryota; Dinophyceae; Syndiniales; Amoebophryaceae
Source: the annotation of a GenBank genome assembly
UUCUUCCAGAAGUGGUCAUGACCAUCAUUGUGAAAAAAUCCAAAGGUCCUUCCUCAUUCACAGAUGAAGAGGGAAAGAAGAAUUUAAAUUAUUGAAAAAAUUCAAUUUUAACAGAAAAUAGCCGUAGGGUUUGAGAUAUCUUCGAGAGAAAAUAACGCUUCAUUUGUUGCGUGUGUUUUUCGCACCGCGGUGCAGAAACGGAGGAAAAUGAAGGUUGCUCCCUCGGGGCUCGCCCUGGCCCUCGCCAUUUGUGGCGGCAAGGUAUAGAGUGUUUUUCUUUUUCAUUUUGUAUAUCUCAGCCUAUGUGCGCUGUUUUUUGAACGCAACGGUAACAUUUUGACCGAUAGACGAUAGUAAAUUCAAUAAUAAUAAAAUCAGCACAUCAUGCAGACCGCGUUGGGGCUAAACAUCCAGAAGGUGGUAUCGAGAGAAAACCAGUGCUGGUUAGUUCCUAGUGUAGAUUGUCACGACAACAUUUAAAUGUUGCAUUUUGAGUUCUAAUGGAAGGACGGGCAGAAGGUGUUGGCAGUAAGCCAACUGCCAAAGCAGAUGAUUGGCCCAUCUCCAAAGUCGGGAAUUGCAAUUUUUCGCGGCAGCUUCGCUCAUUGUUUUAGACACAGUAUAAGUGAGUGAAUUCUGGACUUGAUACAGACAAGUACAAGUGAGCGAACAAGUUACACUUACAAGGAUAUUAAGGAAAGUAGCUCGCUCGUUUUUCUCUCGCAUAAGCGUACGACAAGGCGAAGCGCACCCGCAAGACUACGACAACAACAGCUGAUAUCCAGAAAAAAACACCCACCCCCAUCCAUUUUCACACUUUUUCAACGCAUGAAAAACGGGAAAAAGGAAAAAAGAGAAAAAAAGCCAAAGCGAUUUUGAGGAUGAUGUUUUUGCACCCGACAGCAUGCUAAAUAUCGGAUUGACCCGUCCGCUCAUUUUCUAUUUAGAAAUUGCGUGGAUGGGUCGUGCCGAUAUUUAUCCUACCGUCGGGUGAAAAAACAUCAUCCAUCCCAAACAGGCACAAUCUCGAAAACGAAUUUUUUUUGUUCGAACACGAAAUCAAAAAAGUUUUCGCUCCGGUAACUGUGCCGAACAGCAACAGUUUUCCAAUCCUGAACUUGUAUUUUCGAAUCCAACCGGAAGGAAAGAAGCCCCAAAAUCUCCUCUGAGCCCGUUGCUUUCGUCCCAUGUGGCGACGCGUUGGCAUGGUGGUGUGGCCGCUGCAAAAUGGCCAAUAGCCCUCCGAGCACUGAAGAGGACUUUCGCAGGAAUCUGCGACUCAUCGCCCGCUGCGAUUGCCUCUGAUGGACCUCCGGAGUGCGUAUCUCUGACAUCACUUGAGCGACGUACGUACUGACAUGAUUAAGAUCGAAAUCGAUCACUGACGGACCUAAAUUUUUUGAAAGUAAACUGCUUUAGUAAGCGUGAUUCUGGAAGCGAGUCUGAGGAAUUCGAUCGCCUGAGGGCGGGGAAGUUCUCGCUCUGCCAGUCUCGGACACUUGCUAUUUGUAGAGCCUCAUUCAGAACAUUCGCAAUUCGCAGGCGCGCGUCUCUACCCCUCAGUGUGCUACACUCGAAAUUGGAACAAGGCCUAAACCUCACGCACGCCCCCCCAGUGCAGGAUAGAUGAUAGUGGUGAUUCUGUUUUUCAGAGAAUGGCGAAAAUGGAUGGGAAUGGGUGUUUUUUCCUGGAUAACUGCAACCGGGUCACAGACCCCGCCGAAGCUGGAGGACAAAGUUGAAGCUAACGCUGCGGCUGACGCAAUUUUGUCUGCUGCCAUUACCAAUAACGACAGCAAUGAGAUAACGGCAGAUGUCGUGAAAGCCGCACUGACAGACAACGUCGUCAUGACCUUCGAAGAGGGCGAAGUCACCCAAGAAAUGGCCACUGCGAUCGAGAGCGAUCUCAUGACUGAGGCGACAACAUCGUUUGCAGACUCCACCAAGGACGAUGCCGGAAAGAAAGCCGCGGCGGCCGACAAAAUCGUGGAACUUCUGAAAGCCAAGAUAACUGCAGCCGGGUCUUCUACUACCACCUUGCCAACGCUGGCCGACCAAGCUGCCUCAGCGGCUACCCCGAUUGCUGCUAGUACCGCCCUGGAUGCCGAUGUCCCAGCAAAACUGACAGAGUUCCUCGUCGAUGUUGGUGAGCUCCAGGAGGGCACAGUCACCCAAGCAAUGGUCAAUGACGUCGCGGCAGAUGUCCAAACUGCGGCGCAGGCCGCUAUUGACGACACCAGCACGGACGCUGCCGCAGAUGCAGUCACGGUGAAAGACAAGAUCGUCGAACUUGUGCAACCCAAGUUGGAUUCUUCAGGUACUUUUGUUCUGGUUGCAGUUAGCACUUCUUAAAUUUUGUUUCGAGUGUAAUCGUAAAGUAAGUUGAGUAUGCCUCUCUCUCUCUCUCUCUCCCUCUGCAGAAACAACCAACAACAACAACAACAGCAACAACAACGACAACAGCUGCAGCAACAACUGCAGCAACUGAGUGUAUCUUUUGUAAAAGCAUGUCCACCCCGACCCCAGACUUGUGGUGGAAUUAUGUAAUCCUCAAACGAAGCAAAUGCUUCUCAUGCGCAGCUCCAUGUGAAGCGUUUUCUAUUGCAAUUUGCGAGCUGGUCGUGCUAGAAUCCCGAUGAAUUAUAAAUCAUAUAAAUGCGGUAACAAAGUCCAGAAUUUGUGAUGCAGCUCGGCUGCGAAGAGAGUUGGAUUACACGACGACUGAUGUAGCCACACAGUCCAAUCUGUUUCUGCGAGCUCAAACUUGUUGGCUUGUGCAAUAAAAUCUUGUUCCUUUCUGUGUGGUCGUGGGGACGUUUUUCCGGAGGAUAAAGUGCGUGUGCGUGAACCAGGCGGAUGGUGAUGCGUACUCGAUGGGAACCAAUCAGAUGUGGUUGAAUGGUACUACCGAGUAUGCGUUACAAAAAUAUCGUAUUAGUAUGAAUCGCGUUACAAACAUAACAAAGAAAUGGAACUCGUAGUGCCAAAUUACUCAAGAAAUCCCAUGCUCGUCUGGUAUUUAAAUUCAAGACCUAAACCUCAUGCACGCUGCCCCCCCCCCCCCCCCAGUGCAGAAUUGAUGAUGAUGAUGAUGAAUUAAUCCAAGUGCGAUACUUUUGCAAUUCCAUACCGCGGUCGACACGCCCUAUGGCACGGACUACGCCAAGCCAACCAGUGAGACGAAUGGCCUCGGGGUAUGCAUUGUAAGCAUGUCCGAGUCUGGAAGAAGGCUUGUCAUGGAUGUCGUGCAUGAUUCGAGACUGUCUGAUGCUUGUGGACGAAGAGAUCCCCUUGCCUGUCAUGCAAAAUUGCAACCUGCCAUACGGAAUAAGUACGUGCCACAUCAUAGCCGACCAACGCCAAAGAAACGUUUGCCAUCAUUGGCAUUCACUUUUGGCAUAGCUACACCUCCUUAGACCCAAACAUGUUUGCAGUUGAGACGGGGGGCCGCCGAACUACGGGGAGUACUGCGCAGCAUGGGAGGACGAGUGCAUGAACAUUACCGGGCAGACCACGACGGGCAAGACGGGCAAGGCCGGGUCUUCGUACGGAUGCCUCCCGGGCGAGCCACCUGCAGGGGGCGCAUCCAAAGGAAAAGUUCCCUCUUCCCGUAUCAAAGGGAAGCUUCUACUGCUGGAUUUUCAUACACAGGCCAGAUUUGUCUUGCUGGAGAUGACUCACUGGAGGCCCGUAGCGAGCCUGAGUACUAGAGAGGCUUUGGCAUAGGCACUUAGCAUGAAAAACGUUCCCGCUGUAGGGCCAGCAGCAUCGGAAACCACGUGCAUAAUCCGGCGAAGCCCGUGGAGUUUCCUUCAAGAAGACGCAAAUGCGCGGAGAUGUACCUCACCAAUAUGGGGAGAGGGAAUUUUUCCUCGCGAUAGAGCGUGAAGGAUGUGGACUACGCAGCGUCAGGGAACGUGAGUCGUACCAUGUGCCCCGCUGCUCCACCGUCUCUCACGGGUGGUCUACCCGCGAGAAAAAAACUAGCACUAUAGUGCCACAUUUGUUGCACAUGGUAGAUAAAAUUCAAAUUAUACAUACUGGGUGGUCGUUCUGCUUCUGCCUUGCAUAGCCUAAUUAUCAGCUCCACGCACACGAGGCAUUUUUUGCACGCCCCCCCAGUCUCGUUUGAUGAUGAUCACCAAGACCAUGGUGCCGUGCUGGAUUUUUUCUUUGUGACAUGACACGAACGCUGUUGACCCCGCCAAACGGACUCCCAGCUGGUGCUACGCGCGGUGGUGCUACAUCAAGUACUAAGCGGAUUUCCACAUAAAUGGAUUGUGUGCGCCAGUUUAGUAAACUUCUUGCUCACCACGAUCCUUUCUGUUUCCGGCACCUCCCAAAAAAACGCACCUAUAAGCAGGAUUGAUGAGGUUCUUGCAUCAUUGGAAAAAAACUCAAUCACAGUUCUUCUACUUCUACUUUCCCAACAAAAUAUUUCGCAGGGAAGUUGGAGCGAAUGACGGCGACAUCGCGAAGCCCAUCCCCACGGAUGGCUCAGUAUGCCGUGCAACAGUAUCUUCGCGCUCUUUCUACUUGUUUUGUUGUAUCUUCGAAAGACACUAUCUGUAUCCAGGACAGCACAGCACGAGUAGAAAAGAAACGGAUAUCAAUGCAAUCGGACGAGAGCGACGAGUAGAAGUACUGUUGCGAGGCAUAACCGCCCGUGACCCCGCCGAGCUGCACCAACUUGGACAUAAACACGGACGUAUCGACUGCAACGAUGUCUGGAUCUGGAUGAUUUAGCGGGAAGUUUGUCACGCCAGUCUGGCAUCAUGCCUCUGAGCGAAGCUUCUCGUGCGGAAUAAGCAAUACAAUCACAGAGCCACGAGAAAAGCUGUCAUGCUUGGGGUUGUAAUAAAACACUGCGCUUUAUUGUUGUUCACUGAUGGGGAAGGGGACGUGCACCACAACUUUCCAAACCCAGACAUAUUUGCAAUGCAUAGGACGACGGCUGGGGCAACAAGCAGAUGAUCGAGUCCGGUUACGGCAACUUGAAAAUGUGGUAUAGACUUUGGUUUCCUGUUGUGUAUAAAAGAUUCCGAAGCAAAGACGUACACGUACAUCUACAUGCACAACCCGCAAUGCCCAUGUUCAAGUUGAACGUGCUGAAAAUCGUUCAAUAGUUCGGGGCAGUUUUUGAUUGUGGGGUUACCCCGGGCGUGUUGCGGUUGUUUCUUUGCUCCGAAAAUGAGAUCGCAUAUGGCCGGGUGUUUUUUCGCUGCAUGAUAGGCAUGGGUGUGUCCUACCCCCGUGGUGUUAUGGAUGUCUGUGUCUUUCGCGAGGAUAUGUUCCUCGUGUUUUUCGGAUAUUUGUAUACGCUUUCGGUCCGAAGAGCAUGAUGGUUGAAAAAUGUCAGCCAUCACGUUGUUCGGGAUCGAUGAGGAGCGUGUGAGGGUGACGUGGUUUCGGAACUCGGAAGAAGACCAUCAAGAUGUCGUCUAAGCCGGCACUUUGAUGGUCCUGUCCGGACUUCUAAUCACCUUCUAAUUCUGCCGUCGAAAUCCAAUAGGAGCAAAAUCCAAAUGGAUUUUGCACUACAAGGAAACUGGAAGCUCCCCAGACAUGUUCCGGGGAGCCGAAUUGCCUCCGGAUCUCGAAGAGAAUGCGGGGAAAAUUAAAAAGAAAAGAUAGAAGUCAAAUUCGACGGGAUUUCAGAAGACAUAUUACGUACUACAAGCAACUUUAGGAGGAAAAUUAAAAGGAAAAUUAGAAGACAUUCUAGAAGGCUAAAUUAUAAACAUUUUGAAAAGGGGAAACUAGAAGGGGGUUUGAGAAGAAGAAACUAGAAGGGAUUUUCAGACGGGCAAAAUAGGAGUGGUGGUCCGGGGCACUAUGGGAGGCCUUCGCCGUGUUUCCGCAUGUCUUGGUAGCGGCGGUGGCGAGGACAAAUUUCGCUGAUAGGGUGUUGUUUAUUUUUGGGUCUUUGGGCAACUAGGGGUAGGGUGGGGAAGAUUCGAUUCCAAACAUUGGAAGGUUUUUAGUUCGGCUUUGCCCGUCACUCGGGUGCUUUCUUUUCUGUUUGGGCGGGGCCUAUCUUGUGUUCACCUUUGGGUAACCUACUUUGCUGGGUCACUUUCUCCGGAAUCGGGACCAGGGAAACACAAAAAACGAAACACCGGGAAAAUUGACGAGCUUUUAGAAGUCAAGGCGGGGCGGGUGUUUCCCGGGUGGCAGCGUGCUGAAAAGCGUUCAAAAGAGGAUAGAACGUAGCGCGACCAAAGCACGCGGAUGUGGUGCGACAGACAGAGGAGUUACACUAACACCUCUCACAGUCAGAAGUGGAGAACGCCAAGGUUGAAAAAUCCGCUAUGAAAAUUUUUUGCACGUGGUUUCAAGAGAGAAGAGUAGCACAUUGCUCUCUGAAUGCUGCGUAGUUCUGCUCGUCAUUCACCGAAAAGCUGCGCCUACCUUGUUCGGCGAUGUGUGUCUUUUCGUCUUCAUUUUCUUCCAUUGACUCAGCGUUUAGAGACAGGGUUCUUGUAGCAAAACUCCUACUGACUAUUCCUGUAAUUUAAAUCAGGUAUUCGUACGCAUUGUGCGACGCGCCGACCACAACUACCACGCCCGCACCGGAAACGCCCGCACCGGCGCCGUACUAGGAGACCACAACGACGACGACGGUGGCCGCGGAGACCACGACUUCUACGUAAGCAGGCACAAUGAUGUAUUCUAAGUAAAAACGCCACCGCGAUCCCUUGUGAUGAUGCAAUUUUGUGUGAUCAACAGGAAUAGUAGCACUCCGUUUUCCUCUGCAAAGCUUUCCUUUUCCUCAGAAUGGUAACCACACGGCUCCGUGAACGUGAGGCGGGUGCCCUGCUUGCCAACCUGCGCUGCGCUACAGCCAGAAGCUUGUCAUGUGCGAUUCCCAAAAAUUCUGUGCUUGUUUUGCAAAAUCGUUUCACACUUGACUCGGGAGACGGGGACGUUUUUACAGAGGACAGUGCCGGACACUUGCGAUGUUUGAAAGAAUCAAUUGCCAAAUUGAAAAAUGGCAAAUUUCUGCUUUUCUGGGGAAAUAAAAGAAAUUGGUCUUUGCCAAGCAAAAGUUCCAUCCUUCUUUGAUUGUACAUGAAUUGUGAUGAUGUCAUAGUGAGCGCAAAGGCGUAUGCAAGAUGCGCUGGUUUGAUGAGUUUCACUACUUCAGAUGAAUAUCAGAUGAAUCUUAAUAACACGAUAAGAAAUAAUAUUAUAUAGUAUCAAAGUCGUAUCCUAAUCCUUCCGUUACAUGACAAAAGAUAGAUUACUAUUGAUAGAGAAAUUAUGAGUAUCGAAAGCAGGUUGUUGUACACGAAACAAAUUGAAUUUGAAACCGGAAUUCCCGAGGAAUUCAUAUUAUCUUCAUGGUUGUGGCCGAAUUGGUCAGCGCAGAUAGAAAUCGGCAGUCAGAGAAAGGACAAACCCGCAGGAAUCUUGUUCUGUUGUAGUUGCGAUUGGAAGGGCAAACCAAAAGGAAACUUGUUCCGUUGCAGUUUCGGUUGGAAAAGGGCGGUCGUCUCUGUUGUAGUUCGGUCUUGUCGUAUCGGUCCUUCCAUGUGAUUGAUUUGAAAUCGAAAUUGAAGUUUCCUGUGUAAAAA